CACUCCUGCCGCCUUCCGCCUUCCGCCAUUCUCUGUGACGUCGUUCCGGUGGUUAGCGCUCGAAGCUAGCAGGUUGCUAACGUUGUAGCUCGUCUACGUCCACUUUCACUCUAAAGUGCAGCCAUGGAGAUAGGGACGGAAAUCAGCAAGAAAAUAAGAGCUGCUAUCAAAGGCAAGCUACAAGAGCUCGGCGCCUACAUCGACGAGGAACUCCCGGAUUACAUCAUGGUGAUGGUCGCCAACAAGAAAACCUCCCAGCAGAUGGCGGACGAUCUCUCGCUUUUUCUGGGAAACAACACCGUCAAGUUCACAGCCUGGCUGCACGGCGUCCUGGAGAAGUUAAGAACAGUUGCAGUGGAGCCCUCCUCCGUCAGACACGAGCCGCAGUCAAUCGGCAGCGUGCCUGCCACGAGGACGGACGAGUUCAAGUCCAACCCUCGCUCUGACAGGACGGAAUCGCGCAGGUCCUCCCACGACAGCAGGAGGCCCGGCGCCGAUUUGGGCUCGUCCCGCCUGACGUCCGCCGUCAAGCCCCUCGUGGAGCUCCUCCCCUCCGAGGCGGUCAUCGACAUCAAGCCGGAGACGGACGACGACUUCGGCGAGGACCCCGCCGAGGCGGCCGUCGCACCGAGGGCCGCGCGGGGCGCCGCCGGUCGGCCGUCCGUGGAGCUCUACAGGCCGGGCCAGAGCAAGCUGAGCAACGCGUCGCGUUCCGCAGAAGGUUCCUUGCACGGGCGGCAUCAAGACGGCGGGAGCGGCAGAACUUCCAAGGGCGGGUCCGUCAAGGAGGAGUUGUCGCGGAAACGCAAGGCGCCCGCGGUGAGCUCGGUGGUGCAAGUGAACCGCGACUCGGACGAGGAAAGCGACGACAUGGACGACGACAGCGAGGAGGAGGACGAGGACGCGAGCUACGCGGGCCGAGGCCUGUCCAGUCGGGUGUCGCUACCGUCCAAACCGGAACGAAAGCCGACCCUCCCGCCGGCCAAGCAGGCCAACAGGAAUCUGAUCCUGAAGGCCAUCUCCGAGGCGCAGGACUCCAUCAACAAGACGACCGCCUUCCCGAUAGCGCCGCAGAGGCGGACGGUUCCCGUGGCCCCGCGAGCCCGCUCGGCCCGAGCCGACCAGAUGACGGCCGCCGUCCAGCUGGUGCGCCGGCACCUGCGCGGCGAGGCCGGCGGGGGGCCGGGGUACACGCCCGAAGAGCGGCCCGCCGGCAGUGCUCUCGCUCCAGCCAGAUCUGCGGCUUCAAAUGCGCCGUCAGACUUGACACAGCGCGACAAUGGAGACAAGAGUGAUGAUUCGGGCGGCGGGACGAAGCAGUUCGACACGCGCUCCUUCAUCGUGAGUCGCCCGCAGCCGGACGGCAAGCGGAGGGACGAGCCCGCUCUCCCGCGCACCGUGCAAGCCAGCAAGGAGAAGGAGCUCUCCUCCAGCCCCAAGUUCAUCGUGACGCUGGAGGGGGUCCCGAGCCCGCCGGGGAACCCGGCGGAGUCGGACGUGGAGCUGGACGACGUCAGGCCGCCCUCCAAGCCUGCCAAAUCCAAAGUCGGCGUCCUUCAAAGACUGCAAGGGGCCCUGUCGCUGGGAGUGGGCGCCACGGAAGCGGAGAUGCUCGACGUCGACUCGGCGCCUUUGAAGAAGCAGAAAGUGAUGGAGCGCUGCAAGUUCUGGCCGGUGUGCAAGAGCGGAGACGAGUGCGCCUAUCAUCACCCGACCAGAACGUGCAAGACGUUCCCCACGUGCAAGUUCGGCGACAAAUGCCGUUUCAUCCACCCCAACUGUAAAUACGACGGCAGGUGCAGCAAGCCCGACUGUCCGUACACCCACGUGAGCCGCAGGGGCGCCGUGGCCCCGCCCGCCCGGCCAGGUGCUGCGCCCAAAUCUUUCGGAAACCCCCGUCGUCGUCUGUUCCUAACGCAAAAGCCCUUUGCCCUCCCGACAGUCGCACCACCGGCGCAAACGGCGAGCACGUGCCGCUUCUUCCCGCAGUGCAAGAAGAUGGACUGCCCUUUUUAUCAUCCUAAGCCGUGUCACUUCGCCGGCCAGUGUAACCGAGACGGCUGCACCUUCUUCCACCCCAGCGCGUCUGUGCCUCCCAGACACGCCCUGAAGUGGACCAAGACACAGAGCAGCUAAUGACGUCUCGACUUCAGUUUGUGACGACCGCAGAUGUCCCGUCAAGACCUUCCAUGGAUUUUAUUUGGUGGUUUUUUUUUUUUUUUUAUUGUUUCUCUUAUUCAUCUGUGGCGUUGUGAGUAGCAUUUUUAAAAGAAGAGUUUUGCAAGUUGCUGUUUUUUGUUUUGUUUUUUGGGCCAAAGCUGUCAGACUAUUAAAAUACUUGAUGCAAAAAAACACAA
Molecule: messenger RNA, 2357 nt
Organism: Phyllopteryx taeniolatus (common seadragon)
Lineage: Eukaryota; Metazoa; Chordata; Actinopteri; Syngnathiformes; Syngnathidae
Gene: zc3h14
Product: zinc finger CCCH-type containing 14
Exons: 16
Coding region: 124-2136 (670 amino acids)
Biological process (GO): regulation of mRNA stability
Cellular component (GO): cytoplasm; nucleus
Molecular function (GO): poly(A) binding; metal ion binding
Source: RefSeq, a predicted model, not a curated record